Miscanthus lutarioriparius is the source of this 2067-nucleotide messenger RNA. The record is from the annotation of a GenBank genome assembly. NCBI's taxonomy places the organism in Eukaryota, Viridiplantae, Streptophyta, Magnoliopsida, Poales, Poaceae.
AUGAUGCUUGCUGUCCUCUUGGUGUCCACUGCGGUGGCAGCAGCAUCCUCCCAUCCCCACCCGCUCGACCCACUCUCUGCCGCAGAGCUCACGGCUGUCCGCGCAGCCGUGCUUGCCUCUCCGCUCGUCCCCGCCCGCCCGCUCUACUUCCACUACGUCGGCCUCGACGAGCCCGAGAAGCCGGAGGUCCUCUCCUACGCCUCCGGCGCCGGCGCCUCCGCCACGGCCCUCCUCCCGCGGCGCGCGCUCGUCAUCGCUCGAGCCGAUGGCCAGUCCCACGAGCUCCUCGUCGACGUCACCGACGCCUCCGCGCCGUCCGUCCUCUCGCACGCCGUCCACCGCGGCGCGGGCUUCCCGAUGAUGACGACGGAGGACCAGGUCGCGGCAAUGGCGCUGCCGCCCACGUACCCUCCCUUCGUGGACUCCGUGCGGCGACGCGGGCUCAACGUCAGCGACGUCGGCUGCGGGGUGAUCUCCAGGGGGUGGUUCGGCGCCGGCCAGCCGGCCUACGGCGGCGGCAGGGUGGCGAAGAUGCAGUGCUUCGUGACCGCCGGGUCGGCCAACUUCUACGCGCGGCCGCUGGAGGGCGUGACGCUGGUGGUGGACCUCGACCGGGUGGCCAUCGUCGGGUACCGGGACAGGGUGGUGGAGCCGGUGCCCAAGGCCGAGGGCACCGACUACCGGGCGGACAAGCUCGGGCCGCCGUUCACCGGGCCGGCCACGGCGCCCGGCGUCGUCGUGCAGCCGGAGGGCAGGGGAUUCCACAUUGAUGGCCGUGUUGUCAGAUGGGCCAACUGGGAGUUCCACGUUGGCUUCGACAUGCGCGCCGGCAUGGUCAUCUCGCUCGCCUCCAUCCAAGACGCCGAUGCCCCAGGGGGGCAGCUGCGCCGACGGGUGCUCUACCGUGGCUUCGUGUCGGAGGUGUUCGUGCCCUACAUGGACCCGGUGGAGGAGUGGUACUUCCACACCUUCAUUGACGCCGGCGACUACGGCCUGGGCGUCUCGGCGUCGCCGCUGCUUCGCGGCGCUGACUGCCCCGCGAACGCGGUCUACUUCGACGGGUACUAUGCCGACGCGGACGGCAAGCCCGUCGAGGCCAUGGACGUGGUAUGCCUGUUCGAGAGGUACGCCGGCGACGUAGCGUGGCGUCACACCAAGUUUGGGCCGCGUGGACGCAUGGAGACGGAGGUGAGACCAGACGUGACAUUGGUGGCGAGAACGGUGGUGACAGUGGGCAACUACGACUACACCUUGGAUUGGGAGUUCAAGACCAUGGGCUCCAUCAAGUGUGUGGUGUCACUCAGCGGCAUCCUUGAGAUGAAGGCGACGUCGUAUACACAGGUCCAGCAGAUCAAGUCAGACGCGCACGGCACGCUGAUGGCCGAGAACACGGUGGGCGUCUACCACGACCACUUCAUCACGUACCACCUGGACCUCGACGUGGACGGCACCGACAACUCGUUCGUCAAGAACACCAUGGUCCCCGAGCGCAAUACCGGGGACCCCGCCACGGGCGGCGCUGACACGCCAAGGAGGAGCUACUGGACGGUGCGCCGCGAGGUGGCCGCGACGGAGGCCGACGGCCAGGUGAACGUCAAUGGCCCACCGGCAGAUCUGCUGUUCGUCAACCCGAGCAAGAAAACCAAGGUCGGCAACGAGGUCGGGUACCGGCUCAUCCCGGCGGGGGCGACCGGCGCGUCGCUGCUGGCGGACGACGACUACCCGCAGCGCCGCGCCAGCUACACCAAGCGGCAGGUGUGGGUGACGCCCUACGAUAGGUCGGAGAAGUGGGCAACGGGGCUGUACGCGGAGCAGGGCACCGGAGAGGAUAGCUUGGGUGCCUGGAGCAAGAGGAACAGAGGCAUCAAGGACCGGGACAUCGUGCUGUGGUACACGGUGGGACUCCACCACAUCCCCUACCAGGAGGACUUCCCCGUGAUGCCCACGCUGAGCGGUGGCUUCCAGCUACGCCCGGCCAACUUCUUCGACAGCAAUCCGUUGAUUCGGACCAGGCCACCGGCUGAUCACAACUACCCAAACUGCUCCUGCGGCGUCGCGUCCAUGUGA